AUGUCCUCCUUACCGCUCAUCCCUCCCGAACAGUGGCGACAUCUCUUCCGUGCCUUGCUGCGCGAGUGCACAUAUCUCCCUGACCCGAUCGCCCGAGGUUACAUGCAUGACUAUGUAGUCCGGAGAUUUCGACGCUAUUCCGACAAGUCGCAAUCUAAGCUACAAGAUGAUUUACACCGGCAGCACCUCCGCAAAACCGCAACCCAGAAACUGUCGUUACUGAAGCGUGCCAACGAAGGCUAUUCUCGACCGCUCGAAAAGGUCCUCCGGCUCUCGUAUGGACGAAAUGGAAAGAAAAGAAGGGAUUUGCUAGGUGUCUUCGUUGUCCCGGAAGUUCCUCCCGAUGCCGUGGCCGUGGAAGGCAUUCUGAAGGGGCCUUCGAUGUUCGAAGAUGAUUGGAAACCUCCGACUAUUGUGCUCGAUCUCUUGAAGUCUCAAUUGCGGAAUGGCGUCAUUUCACAGCUCAGCGAUCGUUCUGUUGUUAAGACUCUGGAGCCGCCUAUACCCAAGGAAAACAGCUGGGGCAAGCCGGUUGCCAAAAGUCGUCGGCGGAACAUCAGGAAAAAAUGGUACUACGCCGUGCUUGACAGCCUUUUGCCGCCGCUCCCCGAUGCAGAGCUCGAUACAUUGCAUGGUCUGAUCUCUGGGAGAAUACCAUGGACACCACCGAAGAGAAGAAAAGCCGUUGGCGUUCCUCUGGACGCUCCCGGCCAGACCAGUCUUAAUAUAGCAUUUCUGACAGAAGGACCGAAAAAGGGGCCGACGUUUAGGGACUUCGUCAACGGGCGACCUCAUCAAAUCACGCGGCGAUUCAUGCAACGACUCUGGAGGCGCAUCUACUGCAUGGUGCCGCGCUUUGAAUGGGAUGAGAAAAACCAAAAGCAUUAUUUCAAGUGGGAACCGGUGAAGCCCUUUCCCCACAUAUCUACCGUCAUUGAACACGAUCAAGUGCCGAACCUGUUCCAGAAGGUUGAUGCCAACGGGAGAUUGAUCCAACGUCCCUUUAGGGACCGGAUCGAGGUGACUACGGGAGAGUAA
Molecule: messenger RNA, 1038 nt
Organism: Aspergillus viridinutans
Lineage: Eukaryota; Fungi; Ascomycota; Eurotiomycetes; Eurotiales; Aspergillaceae
Exons: 1
Coding region: 1-1038 (345 amino acids)
Source: RefSeq, a predicted model, not a curated record